GAUUCUAAGUAUUUUGCAGCACUGGAUACUAUGUACUAAGUCGGAGGUGAAAAGUUUUUGUUUCUAUUGUUUUUAAAUAAAACAAAAAAGUGUAAAUGCAAAAUGGACUUGUACGACGACAUAGACGCAAAGCCGCGCGCUAGCCAAAUGGAUGGAUGGUCUUCGGGUAUCAAAAUGUUGCAAACACAGUUGGCAGUAAAGAAAGCCCAACUGCCAAAAUCCAAUGCGAGGGAUCCAAUUAAGAAACCGCUUAUGACACCUGUGGUGAAUUUGCGCACUAAGCGCAAUGCUGACGCGGAGAGUUUUGUGCCCGUGACUGUGGCUGCCAAGCCAAUUAUUACCAGCACCACAGUGGCGCCAGCUCCGGCGCUGGAGAGCAUAAAAACAGAUGAUUGGGAUUUUGUGGACGAAUAUGAUCCGCAAUGGCCCAACGAAUAUGAGAAACUUAAAGAUAAAUCCAAAAACAAUGACAAAGCGCGCAACAGUAACAGCAGCACCAAUCGAGGUGAGGACCGCGAUCGAGACAGAGACCGAGAACGUGAUCGCAAACGGAAUCGUGGUGGUGGACGCCGAGACACUCAUAAUCAUGAUAACUCCCCGCCAAGCAUGAAAUUCAGUGGAUUUAGCCAAAGACAAAGUGACGAGGACCGUUACAGUCCGCCAGCGCCGGGUUCUGUAUCCAAACAAGGUGGUGGCGCAGCCAUUGCGCCACCACCAUCUCUUUCCAUUGACAAUGGAGAUGGCUCUUCAAAUGUAACUAUACCAUAUACCGCCAGCUCGGUAGCGGCUAAGAUAAUGGCCAAAUAUGGCUUUAAGGAUGGCCAAGGCUUGGGCAAAUCAGAGCAGGGCAUGUCCGUGGCGCUGCAAGUGGAGAAAACGUCUAAGCGCGGCGGUCGUAUCAUACACGAAAAAGACGUUUUUCUACCACCACCCCCAUCAACAUCACCACCUCUCUCUCAGCUGCCUGCUGUGGCCGCAUCGCCUUCAGUCUCGAGUCCAGGUCCUGUUGCUGCUCCAGCUGGCUCGAUGCCACCGCCACCAUUGCCAGGCAGUGCUCCGACAGCUGCACCCCCAGCGGCCAGUGAGCCAGAGCCUAGCAUAACCGAAAUCAUGAAGGCACCCAGUAAAGUGGUGCUUCUUCGCAACAUGGUCGGACCAGGCGAUGUAGAUGAGGAACUCGAGCCCGAAGUCAAAGAUGAAUGCAACACGAAGUAUGGUGAAGUGAACAGUGUUAUCAUACAUGAAGCCUUUGGUACGGUGCCGGAGGAUGCGGUCAAAAUAUUUGUGGAGUUUAAACGUAUUGAGAGCGCCAUUAAAGCUGUUGUAGAUUUAAAUGGACGAUUUUUUGGUGGACGUCAAGUGCGUGCUGGAUUUUAUAACUUUGAUAAAUUUAAAAGUUUUCAAUUAAAUUAAGUCAAUAAAAAUAGUUUGGUAUAAAGUUUAUUUGUAGUUUAAGCAAAGCGCCCUCUAUUUGUUUUUGUUGUAUUUAUUCCGCACACGAGAUUUAGUU
Messenger RNA from Drosophila hydei, 1510 nucleotides. It is a transcript of the gene Spf45, whose product is annotated as splicing factor 45. The record is from RefSeq and is a predicted model, not a curated record. The coding region runs from base 103 to 1413 and encodes 436 amino acids. The transcript is spliced from 3 exons. NCBI's taxonomy places the organism in Eukaryota, Metazoa, Arthropoda, Insecta, Diptera, Drosophilidae. Gene Ontology annotation, cellular component: precatalytic spliceosome. Gene Ontology annotation, molecular function: RNA binding. Gene Ontology annotation, biological process: mRNA cis splicing, via spliceosome; alternative mRNA splicing, via spliceosome.